Molecule: messenger RNA, 1535 nt
Organism: Arachis ipaensis
Lineage: Eukaryota; Viridiplantae; Streptophyta; Magnoliopsida; Fabales; Fabaceae
Cellular component (GO): nucleus
Molecular function (GO): DNA-binding transcription factor activity; sequence-specific DNA binding
Source: RefSeq, a predicted model, not a curated record
UCCAUUCCAGAAUCCCUUCCUUAGCUUCCUUUCCUUCCUUUUCCUAAUUAACUACUCGACUCUCAUUCUUCAUACACACACUCUUCUUAUUUAAUUUGGCAUAUAAAAAGAAAUUAAGGUGCACAUCUGUAUGGUAGUUCAUGAUAUAUAUCAGUGGUACUAUGGAGUUGGAACCAGCUGCAAAUCAAUUCAGAGUCAAAAACAAGUUUGAUGAAGCAGUAGUCAAAGUUAGAAACCAAGAAGAAUGAAAGAGAUAGAUUCAUCAUCAUCAGAUCUUGCAGCUGGCCUGGUUUCAAGAACAACAAGAAGUGAUGAAAAAGCAAUUAGUAAGGGCCCAUCAUCAUCAUCAUCAUCAUCACAUCAAUGGCUAAGAUUGAAGGAUCCGCGGAUCGUACGGGUAUCAAGAGCGUUGGGAGGAAAAGACAGACACAGCAAGGUUUGCACAAUAAGAGGGCUAAGAGACAGAAGGGUAAGGCUUUCAGUUCCCACAGCAAUUAACCUCUAUGAUCUUCAAGACAGGUUAGGGCUCAAUCAACCAAGCAAGGUUGUUGAUUGGUUACUCAAUGCUGCUAAGCAUGAAAUUGAUGACCUUCCCCCUCUUCCCAUUCCUCCUUCCAAUUUUACCCUUGCUUGUUAUCCCUCUCUUCCUACUAAUAAAUCUAAUCAUAAUAAAGAGCAGGAUAGUAGUAAUAAUACUAGUGCACAUGUUUUGCCUAAUAGUUUCUUAUUACCAACAACAAUAAACCAUAAUCAUCAUCCUCCUUCAUUCUUGGGAUUAUUGAACACUAUGCCAUCAUCAAUUGGUAAUCAUUUUUACCAAUCAGCUUCUCAUGAUGAUGUUGCUAAUCAAUUAUUGGGGAAUAAUAAUAAUAAUAAUAAUAAUCUUGGAUUUGUGAAUCAUCAUCAUGAUGGGGUUAAUGUUGUAAAUUUACCCUUUCAAAACAUAGGAGCUUCUCAAAUAUUGUGUUGUUCUCCUUCUCCUCUUCCACGUGCGGCGGCCGCGGCGACCACCGCGACAACACAGUCAUAUUUUUCUCCUUCUUCUUUUUCGCAUUAUAAUAAUAAUAAUGUUGCUGCAGCAAUGGAAAUAAUGGAUCCAAGGCAAAUCAACCACCAUCAUCAUGGUGAUGAGUCAUCAUCAGAAUCUUGCAAAAUCACCUAAUAGAAGUGAAAGCCAAUCUCAUGCUGAUGAUAGUGCAAAUUAAACUACAAAGGUACUCUACCAAAAUGUGCAUGGAUCAUGAUGAUGAGAGCAGUUUGCUGCCUGGAGUUUGAUUUGAAUAAUUAUUUUCAUUCGUCUUAUGCUAAUUCAUAUUUACUCUGUGUUCUUGUAUACUGAUUUAGUGAUUUUGAUUAGUUUAUUACUAUUAUGUGUACAAUUUUCCGUUCAGUUUGAGUUUGAGAUUUGAAUCUACGUGUUAUAUGACAUACAAAGGUUUAUAAAGAAUGGUUUAAUUUUAGUUGUAACUAAUGUUAUCUCAUUUUGAUAGUGCCUUUAGUUUGGGAUUUAUUAUAAGAGGAUAUUCAUAUCUUAA